CCCUUGGUUUUUUGCUCCAUUUUUAGGUGUUUUCUCAGGUCAAUUACGCUUUGUGUCUUGUUCACAAAGGCGAGGCGACGGUUGCUCCGUGAAGAUGAAAUAAGUUCUCCCUGCCUAGACGCUGUUCUGGCGGUUCGUCUAGUGUCGUUGGAGGGCGUCUGAAGGUGUGUAUCCGUUGAUUUUCAUGGAAUUCAAUCGAUGUUGGUCCUUUAUUCAGUCUUCACUCGUGAGUUGCCUUGUGGGGCCUUAGCAAUACGAUGUUUCAACUAUUUACUACAACAACUUUUGCCAGAAUCCAAUGAGGUAAGGGUAUCUUCAACAGCAACCCGCAAAACUCCUUCCACGUCCGUCCGCUGGUAGGGCGGAUCGGUCCGCGGACACGGAUGCGGGAGGACGCCAUCCAACCGUAGCCGCAUACAUCCGACCUUCCUCAUUUUUUUCAAGUCCGCAUGAUAAAUUAGCCGCAUACAAAGGGUAUAGACAUUCAGAUAGCCACAUGCAACACUCGUUCAAAUUUAAAAUGUUCAAAUAUUACAUACCAACAUUGUUGUCCCCUUUCACCACCCACUUAUGCUCAAUCAGAUCUUUCUUCAACUGCUCGUGAGUUGGUCGAUGCCGAAUUGAAUAAACUCUUCAAAUGGGGCCAGUUUCCAGUCCGGAUGUUGGAUAGGAUCACCCAUGUUCUCAAAUUCCAAAGCUACGGCAACAUCGUCACCCUCAUCCUCGACGAUCAAAUUGUGCAUGAUCACGCAACAUGCGUCACCUCCCACAAGGACUUAGGAUCCCAUUGUUUUACAUGUUCACAAACAAGUGUAAAAGGGGCCUAAAGAACUCCAAAUGCCCUCUCGACAUCCUUUCUAUCUGAUUCUUGUCUUUCGGUGAAGUGAGCCUUUUUCCAGCCAAUUGAGUUUUAGAUGGUGUUGACAAAGAUAGCCAAUGUAUACUGUCAACCAGAUAGUAGCCCAUGUUGUACGCAUGUCCAUUGAUACUAUAGUGACAAGGAGGAGUUUUUCCUUCAGUCAGUCUCGCAAACAACGACGAUUAUUGCAGCAAAUAGAUAUCAUUGUGUGACCCAGACAGCUAUACCUAUAACUUAACAUAGAAAUUGUGGCAGAUGCUAUUAUGUGUCGACAUCUUGCUUGCACAUGCAUACCCACGUAGUACCUUGUGUAGUAUAUUACUACAUACGGCCGGCCGCGGCAGCUACCGAUGCAUGGAACCUAGCUAGCUUGUUAAUUAAGUAGGACUAGUUGUCGAUGGAAUCCAGUCGCUCUGGUUGUAUUGUAUAGGUAUUAGGUAUAGCUCGCAUAGAUCUGUUCGUAGAAGCGUAGACGACGACUUGGCUGCUGCGUUUCGUGUGUUCAAGUCUUGAAGACUAUUGCUACUCGUCAAGAACUGAAAGGCCCGGGUAGGUAGGCACGCGAUCGACCAGUUCAUGGCCCCACCCCACGGGAUAUAUUGAACGGCAUUGUGCUUGUUUUCCUUCUCCUUUUCCCGCAUCCCACAAAGGCAUUAUGCGCCCACACAUAUCCUACUUGCUAUAAAACCAUGUCGCUUCCACAGCUCAACCUCAAACCGCGCGCGAGUCGUUGCAUGCAUCCUCCCCUCCUCCAGCUCCUCCUCCGCGUCCAGCAGUAGCCUCCCGACGGCCGUACAUCCACGGUAACACGGCACUCGUGCGCUUCGCGGCGGUACGGUGGGCAGCUGAUCGUGUGGGCCACAUCGUCGCCGACUAGCUAGUAUUAGUAGCAGCGGCGUGGGUGACCGGCGUCCGUCACCAUGGCAGGAAAGGGUGGUGCUUCCGUGCGCGUCAAGGCGGUGGCGACAGUUAAGGUCACCGUCGGUGGGUUCCUCGAUGGGCUGAGGCCGUCCAAGACGAUGGACGAUGUGAAGGACCUCAUCGGCAGGUCCAUGGAGCUCGAGCUUGUCAGCGCCGAUCUUGACGCCAAGACGGGGAAGGAGAAACAGACGAUCAAGAGCUAUGCCCGCAAGGUGUCCGACAAGGACCGUCACAUCGUCACCUAUGAAGCAGGCUUCGACGUGCCGGCGGGCUUCGGCUCCGUCGGCGCCGUGCUGGUCACCAACGAGCACGACACGGAGAUGUUCCUCAAGGACGUGAAGCUCAUCGGCGGUGGCAACUCGGACUCGGAGCCCCACGUGAUCCGCUGCGACUCCUGGCUGCCGCCCAAGUCCGGUGACGCCAAGCGCAUCUUCUUCGCCAACAAGCCUUCACUGCCGAGCCAAACUCCUCCUGGCCUCCAGAACUACCGGAAGAACGACCUCGUGAAGAAGCGCGGUGACGGCAUGGGGCAGAGGACGGCCAAAGACCGGGUCUACGACUACGACGUGUACAACGAUCUCGGCUCCGGCGAGGAACCCGGUGCCGUCGGCGCCCGCCCCGUUAUCGGCGGUAACCAGAAGUUCCCCUACCCACGGCGCUGCCGCACCGGCCGCCCCCGAUCCAUCAAAGAUCGGCAGUCGGAGACGAGGAGCGGCGACGUGUACGUGCCGAGGGACGAGGCGUUCUCGGAGGAGAAGAACGUGCAGUUCAAGGUGAAGACGCUGCAGUCGGUGCUCCAUGCCGUGGUGCCGGCCGUGCAGUCCACGUUCAUCGACCGCAACCAAGGCUUCCCCUCCUUCUUCGUCAUCGACAAGUUGUUCGAGGACGGUGUCGUGCUGCCGCGCACUCGAGAGGUCGGCUUCCUCCGCAGCGCCGUGCCGCGCCUCCUUCAGUUCCUCCGCGACGGCCUUGGCGACAAGCUUCUCCUCUUCCAGCGCCCCGCAAAUGUCAAAAAGGACAAGUUUGCGUGGUUACGUGACGAGGAGUUCGCCAGGGAGACGCUCGCCGGCAUCAACCCAUACGCCAUCGAGCUUGUCAGGGAAUUUCCCCUCAAGAGCAAUCUGGACCCGGCAAAGUACGGGCCGGCGGAGUCGGCUAUCACCGCCGAGCUGCUGGAGGCGCAGAUGGGGCACACCAUGACGGUGGCCGAGGCGGUGGAGAAGUAGAGACUGUUCAUGCUCGACUUCCACGACCUGUUCCUGCCGUACGUGCACAGGAUCCGUGCCCUGGAGCACACCACCAUGUAUGGCUCCCGCACCAUCUUGUUCCUUACCGACGACGGCACGCUGCGCCUCCUCGCCAUCGAGCUCACCCGGCCGGCCUCGCCGACGACGCCGCAGUGGAGGCAGGUGUUCACUUCGUCCACGGACACCACCAAGUCCUGGCUAUGGCGGAUGGCCAAGUCCCACGUUCGUGCCCACGACGCCGGCCACCACGAGCUCGUCACCCACUGGCUGCGCACGCACUGCGCCGUGGAGCCCUACAUCCUCGCGGCCAACAGGCAGCUCAGCGAGAUGCACCCCGUCUACCAGCUCCUGCGCCCGCACUUCCGCUACACCAUGCGGAUCAACGCGCUCGCACGCUCCUCCCUGGUCAACGGCGGCGGCAUCAUCGAGAGCACCUUCUCACCUCAGAGGUACGGCAUGGAGCUCAGCUCCGUGGCCUACGACAAGCUCUGGCGCUUCGACACGGAGGCCCUCCCAGCGGACCUCGUCCGGAGGGGCAUGGCAGAGGAGGACCCCACGGCGGAGCACGGCCUCAGGUUGGCCAUCAAAGACUACCCGUUCGCCAACGACGGGCUCCUUAUCUGGGACGCCAUCAAGGGGUGGGUUCAGGCGUACGUUUCCCGGUACUACCCGGACGACGACAGCGUCACACAAGACGAGGAGCUGCAGGCGUUCUGGACGGAGGUGCGCACCGAGGGACACGGCGACAAGAAGGAGGCGCCGUGGUGGCCUAAGCUGGACACGCCGGAGACCCUCGCGCACACGCUCACCACAAUAAUCUGGGUCGCGGCGGCGCACCACGCGGCGGUCAACUUCGGGCAGUAUGACUUUGGGGGGUACUUCCCGAACCGCCCCUCGAUCGCGCGUACCAAGAUGCCGGUGGAGGAGCCCGUGGACGACGCCGCCUUGAAGAAAUUCCUCGACAACCCGGACGAGGCGCUCCGAGAAUGCUUCCCGUCGCAGGUGCAGGCAACGGUGGUGAUGGCGGUGCUGGAGGUGCUGUCCAGCCACUCCCCCGACGAGGAGUACCUCGGAGGGAUGGAGACCGCGCCGUGGGGCGAUGACACCGCGGUGCGGGCGGCGUACACGAGGUUCAACGACGAGCUGAAGGUGGCGGAGGGGGUCAUCAAGGAAAGGAACGAGAACAGAAUGCUCAAGAAUCGGUGCGGCGCUGGCAUCGUGCCGUAUGAGCUCAUGAAACCAUUCUCGCAGCCCGGCCCCGGUGUCAUGCGCAAGGGCAUCCCCAACAGCACCUCCAUCUGA
Molecule: messenger RNA, 4329 nt
Organism: Triticum urartu
Lineage: Eukaryota; Viridiplantae; Streptophyta; Magnoliopsida; Poales; Poaceae
Source: RefSeq, a predicted model, not a curated record